CUGGACGAUCGAGGGCGUUUUGGUAUUUUGUCGUGGACGUGAGGCUUACCCAGGGGCCAUCUUCAGCCAUAUAGUUACGAUAUCUAACGUUCCCGCAACAGCUUCCAUUUCAUUCAUUUCCACCUGCAGAAACCGUUCCCGCCUCCCCUCUCUCUCUCUCUCUCUCACAAGCCAUAACCGCCGUUUUGGUGUGGGACAGAGAGACGAUGGGGAUGAUGCCGUCGUCGGAGCGGAAAUGCAGGAGGAGUCCGAGGAGCCCCCUCCUCCCUCACGGGCACAGCGGUGGCGGCGGUGAUGCAUCAUACUGUGGCGCCGUGUUCAACCUCUCCACCACCAUCAUCGGCGCGGGGAUCAUGGCCCUGCCGGCUACUCUGAAGCAAUUAGGCCUUGUACCAGGCCUCAUCAUGAUUGUCCUCGGUGCCGUUCUCACGAACUCCUCGAUCGAGACGAUUCUGAAGUUCAGCCGAGCUUCGAGGUCCAACACUUACUCUGGCCUCGUGGCUGACUCCUUCGGCGUCCGGGGGAGGUACCUGCUCCAGGUCUGCAUCGUCGUCAAUAAUCUCGGCUUGCUCGUUGUUUACAUGAUCAUCAUAGGCGACGUGUUAUCGGGGUCGGGGUCAAGCAAGGUUCAUCAUUCGGGGCUGAUCGAGGAAUGGUUGGGUCAGCACUGGUGGACCUCACGCGCUUUCUUGAUGCUCUGCACGACUCUCUUCGUCUUUACUCCUCUCAUUUCUUUCAGGCAAGUUGAUUCACUGAGAUACACAUCGGCGGUGUCAGUUGGGUUGGCCAUUGUGUUUGUAGCAAUCACGGCAGGAAUAGCAAUAGCUAAGUUAGCAAAUGGGAGCGUGGCAAUGCCGCGUUUAAUGCCCAAACUCGAUGGUGUGAGCGCAUUUUGGAGGCUUUUCACAACCAUCCCAGUACUAGUUACUGCGUACAUCUGCCAUCCCAACGUACACCCUAUUGAGAAUGAACUAGCAGAACCUGCGAGAAUGAGGUCCAUAGUCCACAUAUCUCUCGUGCUCUGCACAUCUGUCUACGUCGCAACCAGCUUAUUUGGAUUUCUUCUCUUUGGGGACGAGACCAUGGAUGAUGUGCUAGCAAAUUUCGACGGUGAUCUGAGAAUUCCAUACAGCUUAGCUCUCAAUGACUUGGUCAGAGCAAGCUACGGGGUUCACCUGAUGCUCGUAUUCCCUAUAGUGUUUUUCUCCCUCCGCCUCAACCUUGACGGCCUUCUCUUCCCGUAUUCCAAGCCCAUUGCAUUUGACAACCGGAGAUUUUAUUCUCUGACGGCAUCCUUGAUGGGUCUAAUCUUCCUUGGAGCGAACUUCAUGCCCAGCAUUUGGGAUGUCUUCGAAUUUACUGGGGCCACAGCGGCUGUCUCAGUCGGAUUUAUCUUUCCUGCUGCAGUCGCACUUAAGGACCCUCAUGGGAUAGCAACCAACAAGGACAAGCUGGUCUCAUGGGUGAUGAUCUUGCUGGCCUUAAUAUCAAGCACGGUGGCCAUGUCGAGUGAAAUUAGCAGCAUGUUUAGCCUCAACAACGGAUCAUGAUUCCAUGCAAGGGGAAGUAUGAUUCGUUCGGCGUUUGCUCAGGACAAUGUUUCCUGUUUUCAACACAGAGACGGAAGUACAUGGAUCUUCGGUUGGACUUAACAUCUCCAUUAACAAGAAUAUGAUUACAUUUUUUACACGAUCACACUUGGACUUGUACCACCACUCAGUAGCAACCGCAACGCUCGUGAGGCCCUCAAUUAUCUCUCUCUGAAGCUUGUAUUUCUUAGCAGUCUCGAUGGCAUCGAUGUGAGCGAGCAAAGAUGUUUUUUUUUUUUACUGUAAAAGCUAUUUAUCUUUAGAAUUACCAACAUAGAAGCUGUUGACAGGGGAGAGAAAUAAGGACAUGUUUGAUUCGCAGGAAUCGAUCGGGAAUGGAAUAUCUAUUCCGUACGGAAUACUCAUUCCGACGUUUGAUUCAUAGGAAUGCGGAAUAGCUAUUCCGUGUCGGAAUAGUUAUCCGGCUUGCAUCAGGAAUAUGGGUGCCUCCCUCGAACGUCCGGAAUGGCUAAUCUACAUCCGGAAAAUGCGUGAAAAGCCGAAAAUUCCCUCAAGUUUCUUCACUUAUUACAAUCUCAUGCCAUCCACUUCUCCAUUAGCCAUUCCGAAGAGUUCUUUGAUCAGACAAAGUACAAAAGCAAGCUGGGUCUUGAAAUUCACCUCUCCCGGAGCUGAACUUGAAAAGGCUUGAGUAGAUUAUGCAUGAAAUUCUUCGAUCUGGACAUAGCUCAAGCAGCAGCAGCAAAUUCGCAGCUACCCAUCAAAGAAAAGAACACUAAAACCCCAACAACCCUGAGAAAGAGAACAGUCUCUCCAUGGAAUUACUGGAAUUACGAGGAGCUUGGCUGAUGCUUUCGAGCUAAACUUUUGUUGAGCCAAAAUGCCAAAAAAGGCACAGCGGUGAAGAAAGCAACUGUUAAUUCUCUUCUUUUCUUCGUUUCCUUUUGUUUCCCUUGAUAUGAGAUUAGAUUAGAAUAAUGUUUCCUAGCUAGGAAGAUUGUGCCAUUUGUCGUAUGGAAACCCGAGAAGGAAGGAACUGGCUGAGGUAUGAAGGAGUAAUGGCGAAGGUCCAAACGGCUCUUCAUGGUGCAGAGCAUUCGUGUAGAGGGCAUUUUCGUGAAAACCCGAAUGGCUCUUCGUGGCAGUUCUCGGGCAAGCCUGGGGGGAGGAGUGACGAGUGUGAGGUCGGAGAAGAGGUUCUCGUCGAGUGGCUCCGAAGAGGAAGACGCCGCGGGGGAUCAGGUGGAGGUGGACGUGACAGGUCGAUGGGCUGGGGCUGAGGCUGGGUAGCAAGAGGUCGACCUUGACCCCGUUUGCGAACGAUCUAGGCGGUGGGGGAGCUGUGUACAGUUCGUCUUCUUCAUGUUGAAGAAGAUGAACAGUGCAUUUUCUUUUUUUUUUUUAAUUCUAUUUAAUAUAAUAUUUUAAUAUAUUUUAAAAGAAGAGUAUUUAUGUC
Messenger RNA from Punica granatum (pomegranate), 3006 nucleotides. The record is from RefSeq and is a predicted model, not a curated record. Lineage: Eukaryota; Viridiplantae; Streptophyta; Magnoliopsida; Myrtales; Lythraceae.